AUGGCCAUGGCAAGCCGCUCCUUCUUUGCAGCUCUGAUCAUUGCGCUCUUGUGCCCACCUGCGGGUGCCGAGAGCUGCGCAGCCUCCACCUCGGGGCCGAUGAUGCUGCAAGCAAGGCGGAGCCAGCUGAACAAAAGCAAGUCGACUGAGGCGGUCAUGGCGACCAUGGGCCUGUGGACAAAGGAUGUAUCGGCUCUCCGUGGCGGUUCCUGCGAAUAUGCUGCGGUAUCGCAAGGGGGUCUGCAGUCGCCAGCGGCGACAAGCAAGUACCUGGAGUCUCGCGCAGUGUGCAUCGCCAACCCGGAGAUCUACGGCAAUGGCGCAGCCUGCGGUUCCUGCUGGAAGGCUCACCGUGAGGGCCAGGGCAGCAUGGUGGUGCAGAUUAUUGGGUCGCAUGGAGGCUCCGACCUUGGCUGCUUCUUCGAUGCCUUCCGCACCAUCUCGGGUGCGGACUCCGGUACUUUCGAG
This is a messenger RNA of Symbiodinium necroappetens, 468 nucleotides long. The record is from the annotation of a GenBank genome assembly. Lineage: Eukaryota; Dinophyceae; Suessiales; Symbiodiniaceae.